Molecule: messenger RNA, 1695 nt
Organism: Myotis myotis
Lineage: Eukaryota; Metazoa; Chordata; Mammalia; Chiroptera; Vespertilionidae
Product: cytochrome P450 4V2-like
Exons: 11
Coding region: 55-1632 (525 amino acids)
Molecular function (GO): iron ion binding; heme binding; oxidoreductase activity, acting on paired donors, with incorporation or reduction of molecular oxygen
Source: RefSeq, a predicted model, not a curated record
CCCGCCCCCAAAGUUCUGGGUCUCUCUCCCCGCGCGGAGCCGUCCGCUGGCGCGAUGGUGGCCGUCUGGCUGGUGCACGUCGGGCAGAAGCUGCUGCUCUGGGGCGCGCUCAGCGCCGUCUCCCUGGCGGGCGUCACCCUCAUCCUGAGCUUGUUGCAGAUGAUGGCGAGCUACGCGCAUAAGUGGCUGCAAAUGAGGCGCAUCCCCAGCGUUUCGGGUGCCUACCCCUUGGUGGGACACUCCCUGGUCCUGAAACAAGGAGGGAAAGAGUUUUUCCAGCAGCUGAUGAAUUACACUGAAGAGAACAGACAUGUACCAAUGAUAAUAUUCUGGCUUGGCACAGUACCAGUAAUACUCAUGUACAAAGCCGAAACUAUAGAGGUAAUUUUAACUAGCUCAAAGCAAAUUGACAAGUCUCAUCUGUACAGGUUCCUACAACCAUGGCUUGGACUAGGACUUCUUACCAGUACUGGAAACAAAUGGCGCUCCAGGAGAAAAAUGUUAACACCCACUUUCCAUUUUACCAUUCUGGAAGACUUCUUAGAUGUCAUGAAUGAACAAGCCAACAUAUUGGUUAAUAAGCUUGAAAAACAUGUUGACGGAGAAAAAUUUAACUGCUUUUUUUACAUCACUCUUUGUGCCUUAGAUAUAAUCUGUGAGACAGCUAUGGGCAAGAAUAUUGAUGCUCAGACUAAUGAUGAUUCUGAGUAUGUCCGUGCAGUUUAUAGGAUGAGUGAUUUGCUACAUCGAAGAAUGAGGACAUUUUGGCUCUGGCAUGACGUUUUGUACCUUUUGUUUAAAGAUGGAAGGGAUCACAAAAGGAAACUAAAUAUCUUACAUAAUUUUACCAACAAUGUCAUCAAUGAACGGGCCAAUGAAGUAAAGAGAGAUGAAGAACGUAAAAGUGAUGACAAGGGCAUGACCCUCUCCAAGAGAAAACACAAGGCUUUUCUUGACCUGCUUUUAAAUGUGAUGGAUGAUGAAGGGAACAAGCUAAGCCUGGAGGCUAUUCGAGAAGAAGUGGACACUUUCAUGUUUGAGGGCCAUGAUACAACUGCAGCUGGAAUGAACUGGGCCUUGUACCUUCUGGGUUGCUAUCCAGAAGUCCAGAAAAAGUUGGACAAUGAACUGGAUGAAGUGUUUGGGAAUUCUCAUCGCCCCGUUACCUUAGAAGACCUGAAGAAACUUAAAUAUCUGGAGUGUGUUAUUAAGGAGACCCUUCGUAUUUUUCCUUCUGUGCCUAUAAUUGCCCGUGAUCUUAAUGAAGAUUGUGAUGUUGGGGGGUACAACGUCGUGAAAGGCUCUCAAAUAAUCAUCAUUCCCUACGCACUGCAUAGAGACCCACGGUACUUCCCAGACCCUGAGGAGUUCAAGCCAGAGCGGUUCUUUCCCGAGAAUUCGAUGGGACGCCAUCCAUACGCAUAUGUGCCCUUCUCUGCAGGACCCAGAAACUGUAUAGGUCAAAGGUUUGCCAUGAUGGAAGAAAAGGUCGUUCUUUCAUGGAUCCUGAGGCAUUUUUGGGUAGAAUCCAACCAGAAAAGAGAAGAACUUGGUCUGACAGGAGAGCUGAUUCUUCGUCCUACUAAUGGCAUCUGGAUCAAGUUGAAGAGGAGAAAUGCAGAUGCAUCCUAACUCCAUUAUUGGGCUGUGCCUUAGUAGGAAUAAAGUCUUUCUUUAAGAGAAACUUUGCAUUUA